Molecule: messenger RNA, 1544 nt
Organism: Suillus paluster
Lineage: Eukaryota; Fungi; Basidiomycota; Agaricomycetes; Boletales; Suillaceae
Exons: 7
Biological process (GO): mitotic cell cycle checkpoint signaling; ubiquitin-dependent protein catabolic process; protein ubiquitination
Cellular component (GO): nucleus
Molecular function (GO): ubiquitin-protein transferase activity
Source: RefSeq, a predicted model, not a curated record
UCCAGCUCCUCCCUAAAACGCGGACCUCCUUCGUCAUGCGAAGGUCUCGAGGACGAGACGAGCAAGAAGCGGUUCAAAGAGGACUUUGGAAACGAGUCAGAUAAUGAGAAGUCUGUCGCUAAACCGAACUAUGAGGCCCUCGCAGAUGAUCUUGCUCAAGAACUCCAAUGUGGUUGCUGCGCUGAGUUAGUAUACCGGCCGGUGGUCGUGUCCCCUUGCCAGCACUUCUUUUGCGGCAGCUGUUGCGUUCUGUGGAUUCGUAACGGAGGUACGAACUGUCCUGCAUGCCGAGGGGUAUCUACUAUUGUUACACCAUCACGCCCACUGCAAUCGAUCGUCGAUAUCCUUUUACGUGCUGAUCCGUCACGAGAACGCGCUGAACGAGAACGUGCUCAGGCGGAUGAAGUUUACAAGGCCGGCUGUUCUAUGAGGAUCCCAACGCCACGAGAAGCAUCGCCGGAACCCAACCUGAAUCAAAAUGCGGAUUAUGUUCGCCCUUGUCCUCAUUGCGUGCCUGAUAAUGCCUUCGGUUGGAGGUGCCCUCAACCCGUCGUUGAUUUUGGUGUCGAUCCCGAGCGUGCUUGGCACCUGGACGAUGGUAAUCCUCCCGGUCAUGCGUUUUGCGGAAACUGCGAGAAUCUUCUCGCUUUGCGCGCUCCCUCCACGACAAAAUGUGAUUUAUGCCAGGUCUCGUUUUGCGGCGUUGGUGUACCAGGGCGCUGCUUAGCAGCACCUCUGCUAUCUCAGCAUCCUCACAACAUGUCCGAUCUCAGUGAUCUCAUCCAAUCAUCUGAAGUCUAUGGGUGCUUCGAUAACAAUACCGUUGAGGUCGAAAUUAUGCUUGAUUACCUGACUGCCCAAGAACUCUCACCUCGGCAUAUUUAUCGCGAGGUUGCAUCACACAUUCAGUCUCAGCCUAACGGUUUCCGGCCCCUGAUAGAACUCGACUUGUUCGUGGACAUCCACAGCGUCACCGCUGGAAUUGAUGAGGAUCCGAGUGCACCGAGGAACAGGAUAUGCAGACAGUGUGCUACGGAAGUCAUGCUCUGGGGUAUCAAGGACUGGUGGAUACGAGAAAGGCAGAAGGGUUUUCUUGAGGAAGCUGUGACUCGCCGGCCUGACUGCAAAGAAGGCACCUCCUGCAGCAGACAGAAAGAUCUCGGUAAGUGGACUGUUAUUAGGAGAAAAAUGUUCAAAGUUUACUCGAAACUGGUUACAGCGCAUGCAAGGGAGUGUAAGUUCCAAGUUGUCCCCUAUUCCCCUUGCUUGCGCUAAUGUUUUUGACUCGCAGAUAAUCACAUCAUUGCUCCCCGUUCUUCGGGAGAUUCGGUCCUUUCUGCCGAUGCAUCAAUGACCGGUGUUCAAGGCAGCCCGGCUAUAUUUGCUGCUAUACCUGGAGACGCCGAUGCCAGUCACUCUAGCCAACCAGAACCGGAGAUGGCGGGAAGUGAGGGCAAUGCAGCAGUGACAGAUCUCCCGUCAAACUCCUUUCUGACUGAUGGACCCUGAUGAUGUUCUUUCCCCCUUGCAUCUUAGCGAUUAUA